This is a messenger RNA of Caenorhabditis sp. 36 PRJEB53466, 985 nucleotides long. The record is from the annotation of a GenBank genome assembly. Lineage: Eukaryota; Metazoa; Nematoda; Chromadorea; Rhabditida; Rhabditidae.
AUGGCUACUAAUAAUAAUCAGGCGAUUCCACCGCAACCUCAACAGAUUUUUCCGAACGGAACUGCACACGUUGAUCCUGCUAUGAACAACUAUCCGCACAAUCAGAAUCAGCUCGGAGCGCAGUAUGCUGCCGCUUCUUCAGCGCCCACGUCCCCGUUUCCUGGAUGUCCAGCUGGAUUCGGACUCGGAUUUCCGACAAUGAUGAUGCCGACUAUCGGAUACGAAGAUCCCAACUACAUGAUGUGAGUUUGGUGACUACUUCAUCAAUUUCAGCAGGUUUUCUCAUCAUUUUCACUUGAAACUAAGAACAUUUCGGGCAAUUAGUACUCGGCAGUGUUCCUGAGAACAAGCGCAAACUUUAAGCAAAUUCUAAUAGAGUUGCCUGAAGUUUGCGCAAAAAUUGCUUCUAACUUUCUAUUAGAAAUUGCAUAAAGUUUGCGCAAUUUCUCAGGAACAUUGCCGAGUAGUUAGUAAAAUCUGCAGAAUUGACCGGAGAACCAGUUUAUCAUGGAGAACGGAAAUUUUUUGAAACAUUCCGAUUUUCAAAAAAAACGAGCAAUUUUUCAGUGCUCAAGCGGCGUACAUGCAAGUGUACGGCUCGUUUGGAAUGGGCAUGUACUCGCCCGGCGUCUAUCCAGAUCCGUUCCUUCAUGGUACCGGAGGACCAAUGGCUCUCCAUCAGCACAAUUACGGCGCAGCAAAAGAGGCGAAUCGCGGACGAGUUCCGUUCACUGAUCGGCAGAUCGCGGCUCUUAUGGAGCGCUACGCAAAGGACAACACGAUCAAAAAGGACGAGCGGAUGAAGUUGGGCGAGGAGAUCGGACUCAGCGAGCGACAGGUCAAGAUUUGGUUCCAGAACAAGAGACACAAGUUGCGCAAGGAAGGCGAGAUGAGAAGAGCGAGAUCGGAGGACGACACGGCCAGCGAUGAGAGCCACGAGUCGAGCCAAUCGUUCACGGAUCUCAACUGCAAGGUGGAGCCCUAA